Molecule: messenger RNA, 282 nt
Organism: Meloidogyne enterolobii
Lineage: Eukaryota; Metazoa; Nematoda; Chromadorea; Rhabditida; Meloidogynidae
Source: the annotation of a GenBank genome assembly
AUGUCUAAACUUGAUGAUGAUCUAGUAGCACUAAAUAAGAAUAUUGAAAAUGAUUUAGUAGCAACUUGGACAGUUCCAAUGAGUGACAAAGUUUAUAAAAUAGAAUUUGACCAUGGAACAACAACGGGAAAAAGAAUUUUGAGGGUUAAUGGAAAGGUCAAUAUUGAAGCUGUAGGCAUUUUUGCUUACGAAUAUACGCUUCAGGUCGGAGGGAAAACUUAUGAAAAAUUUCGAGAACAACAAAAGAAGGCUUUACAGGUGUUUAAGUAUAAAUAUAGCUAA